Messenger RNA from Nasonia vitripennis (jewel wasp), 2617 nucleotides. Its product is annotated as angiogenic factor with G patch and FHA domains 1. Bases 1067 to 2545 code for a protein of 492 amino acids. The transcript is spliced from 9 exons. The record is from RefSeq and is a predicted model, not a curated record. Lineage: Eukaryota; Metazoa; Arthropoda; Insecta; Hymenoptera; Pteromalidae. Gene Ontology annotation, molecular function: nucleic acid binding; protein binding.
GAUUGCUAAGCAUACAAUGCGUAUGCUGGAAUAGGAUAAUUGCGAUACCUGUAGAUAAAAUGACAGACAAUGGAAGACAUAUAAUAUUGGUAAAGGACGUCUCCGCAGAAUACUUAACUGCCGGUUUUUCGAAUUCUGUCAGCUGUUCGAAUGCCUAUGGGUUCUUCAGUGCAGAAUUAGCUCGAGAAAUAUUUCGAUCAUGCCUUUCAUUAAAUCUUCAACGAUGAAAGAUUGGAUUUUCUUAUCAAUUCUUCAAGGGAUUGGAAUGUUAUUGAAAACCAAUAAAUUAUCGUACCACAUUGAAGAAUUAAAAUACAUGUAUAUAUACGUAAAUGACCAUCAGUCCAUCACAGACUAUACAGCGCCAUCUGCUAUGAUGGUGAUGUGGUGACUUUAUUGCAGUACCUAUACCCGUAUACCUAUAUAGAUAUCAGUUCCUGCGUGCUCCAAUCGUCGAUACUGCAGAGUGGAAUAAACAUGUCGGUAUUGUAUUUUCUUCUCGACUUUCUGAAAGGGUAAAAGAGUUUUCUAUCCUUAUUGGAAGAAUUAGCUUAUUGAAGCUCGACUCGCGUUCGCGUAAAUUGUAUACUUACAAAUUUCUGUCUUUUCUUAGCAAAAAUAAUUAUGCAGGAAAGAUGUUUACUGGCGUAUACAGCGUGAAAUGAAAGUCUAAAAGUAUGUGUUAUUUGUUCAAAGUAUUGGAAUGUAGUGCAAUUUUUUUUUGCUGAUCUUUGAUUGGUGUACAACUAACCAAGAAACAAGUUUUUGAUUUGUUGUGAAGUCAAACCCAAUCAGAAAUAAUGAAUUCAAUAGCUUAUUUCAGAUGAUUUUAUCAGCUUCUCUGAGUAUGAUGUGAUAAUGAAAUUUCAUUCCACAAUUUUUUCAUUUUUUUUUUUAUUUUAAUUUCCAAAGACCGAUGUGAUUAAUUUGUCGAUGAUUUGUUCAACUGUUGCUAUUCUAAAAAUCUUCAAUGUUGACUGAUUACUUUAUGUCAGUUAUCAUUAUUCUGAUAUAAUUGUAAAUUGUGGUUGCCUAAUUUGCAAUAGUGAUACCCACAGUAUCAGCAAUGGAAGAAAGUGAAAGAACAGUCACAAGUGCAAUUUGUGAAAACAAAAAGAUCAAGGACUUUUCCGAAGAACUAGUUGAUUUUCCACACAUAGUUGAGUAUAUAAAAAAUCUUCAUGAUCUUAUAAAACUGCAGCAAACAGAACUUGAGGAAUUAAAAGUUAAACUACAUGAUCAUGAAAAAAAUUUUAGAAAUAAUGAAACCCAAACUGACAUAGUGGAGUCAGCAGAAAAUGCAUUAUCUCGCGAAUGGACUACUGAUAAUGAGGAGAAAGCAAGUAUAGUAGAUCAAGUAACAGAGGCUGCUGAAUCAGCAAUGAAACAGACUGGCUUUGUUUACGAAGAAACUACUGGACUGUACUACGACUAUAAUUCUGGAUACUACUACGAUGCAAAAUCAGGAUUGUACUAUAAUGGGAACACUGGGACUUAUUACUACUAUGAUAAAGAUAGUCAAUCUUACAAAUUUUAUAGUCAAAUUCAAAGUAAGCCAGAUGAUCCAAUACCUGCAGCAAAAAAUACUAAAGGAAAAGGAAAGAAAAGCAGAGAAAGCAAUAAGGUUUUAGAUGAUAUCCAUGAGAUAGUAACUGGCCUUUCCAGAAUAUCAAUUGAAAGAUACAGGCAACAUGCCUUAGGCGUAUCUAAAAUCUACCCACCGUGUAUGAGGAUAAUUGUAAAGGAGACAAAUCUUCCAAAUCUGAAAGUUGGUUCCUUGUUUAUGGUUACUUGCAUUGGAGGAUCUAUUGGAAGGGAGGGUGAUCAUUCAGUCACUGUACCAGACAUAAAUAUAAGCAAACACCAUGCAAGAUUACAAUACAACGAAGAAAAAAAGGUGUAUGAAGUAAUUGACCUGGGCUCAAGAAAUGGUACCUUACUAAAUGGAAACAGGCUUUCUGCAGCAAAGCAAGAAUCUGAACCAAGUGAAAUUAUUCAUGGAUCUAUAUUACAACUUGGUGCUACAAAACUGCUGUGUCAUAUUCACAGUGGUCAUGAAACAUGUGGUCACUGCGAGCCAGGUCUUGUGCAGUCUAAUGAUACAGCAAUGGACAGUUUAAUAUCUAUUAAAAGCAGAUACCAAUCGGAGCUGAGACGUUUAAAAUCCAAGUUUGGAGUUGACAAGGAUAAUACUCGUUCGGCAAGUCGUUUAGCUUCUGGUUACGAAGAUAGAGCACAGACCAGGCGAAAUCACGUUGGCUCAUCAAGUCAGCACGUUAAAACGCAACAGAGCUCUUUGCACGAAUCCAUAUCAAAGGACAAUAUGGGCUUCAAAAUGUUAUCCAAAAUGGGUUGGACAGAAGGAAAGUCUUUGGGAAAAAGUGGCGACGGAGUUUUAGAACCAGUGCCUUUGCUGCAGAACGUGGAGAAGGCCGGCUUCGGGGCGACCGGCGAGCAGAUCCAGAGCCUGCAGGAGGAUCCGAGCAGCAAGAAGAAGCAGGACAUCUGGAAGAAGACUCGGCAGCGCUUCGACGAUAUCGCGUGAUGAUGAUUCAGUGUAUUGAUUUUUUACCGGUCUCCAAGUAUAAAUAUACAGUGUACAGCAUCGAGCAUCGAA